Molecule: messenger RNA, 5561 nt
Organism: Megachile rotundata (alfalfa leafcutting bee)
Lineage: Eukaryota; Metazoa; Arthropoda; Insecta; Hymenoptera; Megachilidae
Gene: Cbl
Product: E3 ubiquitin-protein ligase CBL
Biological process (GO): cell surface receptor signaling pathway; negative regulation of epidermal growth factor-activated receptor activity
Cellular component (GO): membrane raft; plasma membrane
Molecular function (GO): receptor tyrosine kinase binding; ubiquitin protein ligase activity; phosphotyrosine residue binding
Source: RefSeq, a predicted model, not a curated record
AGAAAAACUGAAGUAAAACGAGCACUAGAGUUUAGAACGUUGAGCGAAACGAUUCGAAAAAGCCGCGUCGUGGAAGCGCCGCGGAGCGUCAUGCGGCCGCGAAUGAAAGUAUAAUUAAUGAGCCACGGGCCACGGGCACGCUUUGGUCGUGUCAGUGUCGAUUCGUUAUAGUUAUCCGGUGUUGUCGUUGUCAGUAGGAAGCAAGAAGACUAGGAUGCGGUGUCGUGCAACGUUAGAGUAUAUCUCGUGGUCGCGACUACGUGAAAAGGUCGUCGAAGUAGCGAACGCGUCCCGUUAAAGGAAAUGCGAUAUAUCGCGUUAGAGGAGUGUAGGAUAAGGCUAACCUGAGCAAGGUGUGUUGGUGGAUAUCGCGAAGGUGAAGUGUAAAAGUGCGCGGGACUCGCAUCGAGAGCGAGUAGCGAGAAAUCCCGGUGCCAAAGGGAUAUGCACGCACACGUCAAGAUGUCGUCGGGAGGACAUAGCAGUCGUACACGAGCCGUGCACAUAGGUUCGAUAUUCCAGAAGCUUCAUGAUCGUUUUGCGGACCCUAUGACACUGCCGAAACUUUCGACCGACAAGCGGAUGUUGGACAAGACCUGGAAGCUCAUGGACAAGGUGGUGAAAUUGUGUCAACAUCAACGGAUGAAUUUGAAAAAUUCGCCGCCGUUCAUACUCGACAUCCUGCCGGAUACAUAUCAACGACUCAGACUGAUAUACAGCAAGUACGAAGACAGGAUGCAAGUGUUACACAGUAACGAACAUUUUUGUGUAUUCAUCAAUAAUCUGAUGAGAAAGUGCAAGCAGGCUAUCAAGUUGUUCAAAGAGGGCAAAGAGAAGAUGUUCGACGAGACUUCUCACUAUCGUAGGAAUUUAACGAAAUUGAGCCUCGUAUUUAGUCACAUGCUGUCCGAAUUGAAAGCUAUAUUUCCUAACGGAGUGUUUGCCGGACACAAGUUUCGUAUUACCAAGGCGGAUGCGGCCGAGUUCUGGAAAGAGAGCUUCGGAAUCAGUACAUUAGUUCCAUGGAAAGUAUUCAAGGAAAAAUUAAACGAAGUUCAUCCGAUUAGUUCUGGAUUGCAAGCUAUGGCAUUGAAGUCUACGAUAGAUCUCACGUGCAAUGACUAUAUUUCAAAUUUUGAGUUUGACGUAUUCACAAGGUUAUUCCAACCAUGGUCCACGCUUUUACGUAACUGGAAAAUUCUGGCUGUGACUCAUCCUGGAUACGUAGCGUUCCUUACUUACGACGAAGUGAAAGCACGUUUACAAAAGUAUUGUAGUACUAGACCUGGUAGUUACGUAUUCAGAUUAAGCUGUACAAGGUUAGGACAAUGGGCUAUCGGUUAUGUUACUUCGGAUGGGGAUAUUCUGCAAACUAUACCCCACAAUAAAAGUUUGUGUCAAGCACUACUCGAUGGAUAUCGAGAAGGAUUUUAUUUGUAUCCUGAUGGCCGUAAUAUAAAUCCUGACUUAACAUGGGCAGUUCAGCCUACUCCAGAAGAACAUAUAAAAGUUACGGCGGAACAGUAUGAAUUAUACUGCGAAAUGGGUAGCACAUUCCAAUUGUGUAAAAUUUGUGCAGAAAACGACAAAGAUGUAAGGAUAGAGCCUUGCGGACAUCUUUUAUGUACUCCGUGUCUAACAGCUUGGCAGGAUUCUGAAGGACAGGGCUGUCCGUUUUGUCGAGCAGAAAUUAAAGGAACUGAACAGAUAGUAAUCGAUCCGUUUGAUCCUCGAAGAACGCAUCGACCAGGAACACAAUCAACUUCCGCUAGUAACGCAUCAACUCCCACGCGGGACCUUGACCCGGACACCGAGGAAAUAAUGGAUCUAUGCAACGGUCAUUCCGGAUUAAUCUGCGAUGAUUCGGACGAAGAAGAAGAUUCGAGUCCAACGAAUUCACCUGUCUCGACGCGAAGGAUCGUGCCAAGUCCACCGCUGCCUCCUCGGCGUCCUUCGCCGUCGCCUACGCCAAAUAGUCACGCUAGAAAUGGUCGACAUUUAACCGUGCCCAAAGAAAAUGCUCCUCCGCCACCAUCAAUUGCUGCAGUUAAUGCAGCGUUCAGUUCUAAUAUUGACAAUCAGCAAAACAAUAAUAUGAACUCUGAAGCAGGAUACGACAUGUUACAUCGUGCUUCGUCGCCUUUGCCAGUGCCACCGAUACCUCCAGCGCCAUUUCCUAUAAGCAGAGCUCAUGUUCGUCGAUCGCAGGGGAAUCACGUCACCGCGUCUCAACCACAGCCACCACCGACGUUACCUGAAAAACCAAAUCGUGCCUGUGGCACAUCUUCCGCGAUUCAAACGGCAAACAGCAAUAACGUACCUCCUGUACCGCCUCCUUUGUCAGUGCCACGACCACCGAAGACAACCAACAAAGAGCACAGACAGGAUCAUCAUUACGAGAACACGAUCGUGAUACCUGGUACGAGACAGCACGUCGUGAGGAACAUUAAUCUGGAAGCGAAUACAGCUCGAUUGUCCGCCCUGAUGAGAGGUAAGGACGAUCCUACCGGUGGUUCCGCGAAGCCAGAUACCGCGGCAUACGAGAAUGUGAACGUCGAACACAUUUCCAAGCUGACGGCUCUCGGAUUCGCGCAAGACGCCGUGAUUAGAGCGCUCGGUAUUACUAGGAACGAUCUUGAAAUGGCUUGUGACAUACUGCACGAAUUUGCCACGAAAUCGUCUUGACCAGGUAUGCGUAAAAAGCAAACCUAACGAUUACCGAGUAUUCAAUGUAAAACCCUUUUCGAUAAGAGGUUACCCCGUUACAGUCUUUUCUAUACACUCACAUACUCUCUCCUGUCUCUUCUCAUUCUCUCUCUUUCUCUCUCUUUCUUUAUCUUUUUAUACUAUAUCAUAGAUUCGUUACAAUCGAAUACGCCUAAAAAUUGUUAUAUUCUGUGGCAAUAGAACGCCAAGUUGUUCGUAGUUAACACGUUCCGUAAAAUUUCAAAUUUACGGUGAACAUUUCAUUCGCGUGUUAACUUCUUAUCAAAUCUAUUUAUAUACAAAGCGUUCCGAAAUAAGUGGUAUAAUUCGAAAACUUCGGACAAAAGUUACGGAACGUGUUAGAUAGAUAUACGGGCAUAUUAGUUAAAUGGUUUUUUCCUUCUUUUUGUUGCAGGCUCGAAUAUCGAGGGCUCGUAACUGGCUCCGAUUGCCGCAUCUUUUCAUAAACAACCACGUGUAAAAAUGUGUAGAAUUUACUAUUCCGGGUUCACGGAGGAAUAGCCUUUAUCGCGAGCUUAAGCGUACCCGCGAUUCGAGCAAUAUACACUCCGAGAGAGUCGAUAAGGAGAACUCGUCGUAUUCGAUUAAUCGGCAGUACCAUCAUCGACUACGUUUGUUAAUCUUCGAUCGUUUUCGCGUACGUUGAUUCUUCCAUUUUCCUGGAAGAUGUCUCGAAAUGCUAGUGUAUUUCUUUUUUUUUUUAGACAUACGGUCACGUACAAGUUAGGUUUUCCUUCAUUAAAACAGAACUUAGUUAACACGAAAAGAAGUGUCCCACUACAUGCCAUAUUUGCCUCUAGGUUCCUCAGACUCUUUCCGAGUUUUCCCAACAAGGGAAGCAAAUAGUGCGAUGCUUCUUUAUCUGUUAUUACCUUUGGCCACAUGAAGCCUACGUUACUCUCGGAUGUACGCUAAGCAUGGGCAACUAGAACAUGGACAAUCUCGAUGUAGCGAAUAAAGACCCCCUCCCCAUAGUUCUUAAUCACAAAUUUCAUCUAUGUUAAAUACCGUGACAUAUAGUUUGUACAAUGCCUAUCGGAAAAGAGAGAAUUUAAAAUAGUACAAUAGUUCUUCCUUAACGGUCGACAUUUUUCCCCGGUCAUUCGAUGAUUUAUACCCAUUUUUCGAAUUUUCACAGGAUCUUUGGUGUAUCCUGCUCGUUUUUAAGUGGUUUUUCGUAGUUCGCGUGCCCAUGCUUGGUAUAUACAUGCAUUCAAGCAUAUACACACACACACACACACGUACACACAAACAAAACAAGACUGCUAAAUAAACAAAAAAAAAAAAAAAAAAAAAAAGAAAAAAGCUGCGAGAAGAUACGUUAAGUGUAAAUAAAGAAUUGAACUUGACGAGAUAGUUCGCAGCCAGCGAGUACAAAAUUUCUUCUUUUUCCGCGAUUGAUACAAACGACAUCGUGUACCACGCUUUUCAUGAUAAUUCUUUGAUUAUCCUCAAAGAACAACAGUGUUUUUCGAUAUACUUAACAUAACGAUGAAGUGCAACUGACCCUUCAACAACUCGGUUCUAUGUAGCAUCCUCUUUUCAAGGAUCAACUGUAUACGUUUUCAACAAUUUUUAAAGGACUCAGAUGCGCUUAGUUAAGUUUACAACGAUCACAUUGAUCGGUACCAUAAAUUGUACAGUCCGGUCAUACGCAGUGUACAUUUCUCAUAGUUAGUAGGAAGUGCGAGGAAAAAGUAUUUCACCGCUUAAAUUAUUUAUCUACGUUCUAUGUAUGCGAAGAUGAAAACUUCUGUUAGCUGUUUCUUGGAUUUUACACUCCUUAGACUUUAAGCCAUCCCUAGAUGCUAUCUAUACUCUAAACUGCUCCGGCUCUAGACUCUCCGUAGGUCCACGGUCUUAAUCUGUUCCUAAAUUAUAGGCUUUUCUUAAAAUCCUUCCUAGUUUUCGGAUCUUUGCAGAUAAAGAACGUGGUUAAAAUAAGACGCGCAGUGAGACAAAUUAAUUCUCUUACACUUCUUCGUAACUAAGAGAGACAAAGUUGCACGAAACCUUCCUAAUUGUCGUGAAUCUUCCACACUCUGUAAUAGUUACGCGAGUAGCUGAACUCUUUCCAAAUAUCAUUUACUUAUAGUUACUGAGCGAUUUUUAGGAGACGUGAAAAGAAUAUCGCGACAGUUAGGUAGGCACUACUGUAUUCUUGUUGCUCUUAAUUUCUUCUCUAAAAAAUAAAAUAUUCGUCAGAUUUUUACGAAAUAUUUCAACCUUUUGACACUCUUGUAAAAUUCAUGUUUCGUAAAACCGAAUCGUUGCACGGAAUUUCUUUCACGAUCGCAUAUAGCGACUGAUUAGCGUAUUUAUCAAAUGUGAUAUUUAUGUUUUAAACAAUCUUUGAGUACAUUUAUAUCGUAACGAUACAUGGAAAACGAAACCGAGUAUCAUCAGAACCAAUGACUUGAACUAAAUCGUGUAUAUAUAUAUAUAUAUAUACACAAUAUAUAUAUUCGCAGGACACAAUCAUACAAUUGUUUAUUUUUAAAAUUAUUUCUGCGAUUACAGUUCGUACAAUUGUAAAGUUUUUCUUGUUAAGAAAAUCUUUAUGCACGUUUAAUGGCAAUCCCAAAUAACCUUUAAUUCAACGGCUUUUAUCGCAACAAUUUUCAUAUGACGUUGACUCGUGUAAAAACGUAAAUAUGCGCAUAUGAAAUACUUUUCCUUUUUAUAUAUAUACAAUACAUAGUAAGUUUCGUUGCCAUGAAUUGUAUCCGAAUUGAUUCUACCUCGCGACUAUACUCAAAGGAACAUCGUGUUCGUUGUUCUGUACCGAACGAAGUGCGUUAUAGAGUGCCGAUUGUUAAAAAAAAAAAGGAUAU